AAUCUAUUUUAUUCUCCAAAAUUGCGAUGCCCUCGGCUGAUUCCGUAUUCACUCGGCUGUUUCCGGCGCUGGUUAUAAAGAGGCAGCGCGGCGGCUGCGGCCUCUUGCAGUUGCCGCUGCGCUGCGUGUCGUGUUGGCGUGGACGGGGCUUAGUGUCAGCCAUGGGGUUUGGUGACCUGAAGGCCGCAUCCGGCCUGCAGAUGCUUAACGAUUACUUGGCGGAUCGCAGCUACAUCGAGGGGUAUGUUCCGUCACAAGCAGACAUCGCUGUGUAUGAAGCUCUUGGUGGGCCACCUGCGCCUUCAUUCUGUCAUGCACAUCGGUGGUACAAUCACAUUCGGUCCUAUGAAAGCACUAAGUCCAGCCUUCCAGGUGUUAAGCAACCAAUUAGCAAAUAUGGUCCACAAAAUGUAGCAGACACAACCUCAACAAAAGCAGAGGCAGACGAUGAUGAUGAUAUUGAUCUCUUUGGGUCUGAUGAUGAAGAGGAAGGUGCAGAAGCUCAGAGGAUCAGGGAAGAACGCCUAGCUCAAUAUGAAGCUAAAAAGUCCAAGAAGCCGACACUCAUUGCCAAAUCAUCUAUUUUACUGGAUGUAAAACCAUGGGAUGAUGAAACUGAUAUGAAAAAAAUGGAAGAAUGUGUGCGUUCUAUCACAAUGGAUGGCUUAGUUUGGGGUUCUUCUAAACUGGUUCCAGUGGGUUAUGGCAUCAAAAAAUUACAGAUUCAAUGUGUGGUGGAAGAUGAUAAGGUGGGAACAGAUAUGCUGGAAGAAGCUAUCACAGCAUUUGAAGAUUAUGUUCAAUCUGUUGAUGUUGCAGCCUUCAACAAAGUCUAAAGCACCAACUAUUGAACACAAUAAAAGUUAGCAUCUGCAGAACUUCA
This is a messenger RNA of Mobula hypostoma (lesser devil ray), 883 nucleotides long. It is a transcript of the gene eef1b2, whose product is annotated as eukaryotic translation elongation factor 1 beta 2. Gene Ontology annotation, biological process: translational elongation. NCBI's taxonomy places the organism in Eukaryota, Metazoa, Chordata, Chondrichthyes, Myliobatiformes, Myliobatidae. Bases 27 to 836 code for a protein of 269 amino acids. The record is from RefSeq and is a predicted model, not a curated record. The transcript has 7 exons. Gene Ontology annotation, molecular function: translation elongation factor activity; guanyl-nucleotide exchange factor activity. Gene Ontology annotation, cellular component: eukaryotic translation elongation factor 1 complex; cytosol.